Messenger RNA from Dothidotthia symphoricarpi CBS 119687, 1332 nucleotides. Its product is annotated as glycosyltransferase family 31 protein. The transcript has a single exon. Gene Ontology annotation, cellular component: membrane. Bases 1 to 1332 code for a protein of 443 amino acids. Lineage: Eukaryota; Fungi; Ascomycota; Dothideomycetes; Pleosporales; Dothidotthiaceae. The record is from RefSeq and is a predicted model, not a curated record. Gene Ontology annotation, molecular function: glycosyltransferase activity.
AUGGUGCGAUUGACACCGCUGCGCCUGCUGUGCACCACCGUCGUCUUGUGUUUCUUUGUCUUCAGCACAUUUGUACCUCGGGUCUUCUCCGGCGAACGUGGCUAUGAUAUCCUCCAUGAGCGGCCGCCUCCCGUGCGCGCAGAUCAGGCCCCGAGGAUACCCUUUGGCGAGGAAUGCUCCCCAUUCAGCGCCGGGGUCAUGAACGAUGUCACGAUUGUGCUCAAGAUUGGCGCUGCGGAAACGAAGACGAAGUUGCCUCUAUAUCUCAAUCGCCUGGGGCGCUGCAAGCAGGACCUGCUCAUCUUCUCUGACCGCAGAGACAACUACAACGGCUUUGAAAUUACCGACGCGCUUUCCCACCUCCGUCCCGAAUACAAAUACGGCAAUUCCGACUUCGACAUAUACGACACGAUACAGGCGGCGAAUACAACCGACGAGAAGUCGCAUGAGGGCUGGAGGCUGGACAAAUACAAGUUUCUCCCUAUGAUGGAGUGGACGUCAUAUCUGCGGCCCGAGUCCCAAUGGUAUGUCUUUGUGGAGCUGGAUACCUAUGUCAACUACGACAACCUAUAUCGCUUCCUGUCACAAUUCAACCCACAAGGGCCAUAUUAUUUCGGGUCGCCCAUUUGGCCAAAGAAGAAGCCAGUCUUUGCGCACGGAGGAACCGGUUAUGUUCUGUCGCGGGGGGCACUGGAUAGACUUAUGGCCCGCGGCAAGAUGUUUGCUGAUAACCACCACUUCCCUGGCACGCAUCUAUUUGGGGAGGACUUUAAGAAGCAGUGCUGUGGUGACGAAGUGCUCGCGCAGGUGCUGAGGAAGAGUGGUGUGUCGCUUCGAGGCUACUGGCCCAUGUUCAAUGGCGAGAAGCCCCUUACCGUACGCUUUGGAAAGGAGCACUGGUGCGAGGCGAUCAUCACCAUGCACCACCUUGGCGACGAAGACUUCACUGGUUUGACACAGUGGGAGAAGGCCCGGUCGCAUCCAAACAGGCCUUUGGUGUUCGAGGAGCUCUUCACCAUGAUCGGGUCACAUCUGCAGGAAAGGGUUGAUGAUUGGUCAAACAUGUCAGAAGACGUAGUAUUCAGCAAGGGAAACAUUGCCUCCAAAUCGUUCGAUCAGUGCUACGGCGCUUGCUUGAAAGACAGCAAUUGCCUACAGUACGAGUAUGCUGGAGACGAAUGCAGGCUGGGGCAUGCUGUACGACUCGGCCAACACCAAUCGCCGAAUGGCAACCGAAAAUGGACGUCAGGCUGGAUGCAAGAUCGGAUAAAGGCCUUCGUCAGUGCCAAUUCGCCCUGCCAAGGUGCACACUCCGUUCAUCCGAACCCUUGA